Austrofundulus limnaeus is the source of this 849-nucleotide messenger RNA. RefSeq names its product linker histone H1M (gene h1m). NCBI's taxonomy places the organism in Eukaryota, Metazoa, Chordata, Actinopteri, Cyprinodontiformes, Rivulidae. The transcript has 5 exons. Bases 52 to 786 code for a protein of 244 amino acids. The record is from RefSeq and is a predicted model, not a curated record. Gene Ontology annotation, cellular component: nucleosome. Gene Ontology annotation, molecular function: DNA binding; structural constituent of chromatin. Gene Ontology annotation, biological process: nucleosome assembly.
AACUUUUUUUUUUCUGCUAGUCUGAGUUUUGCGUCUCUUUCACUUUUGGCGAUGCCUCCUAAAAAACCGGCAGCGGACUCUGCGCCUCAGCCGACAUCAAGCGAUGCUCCCUUGGAGGAGGCCGCUGGGAAGAAGAAACCUGGUCCUGCAGCGCUGCGCAAACUGACGUGUCAUCCGCCCACGGCCGUCAUGGUGCGCGAGGCGCUCACAGACUUGGACUCACGCAAAGGGGUCUCAUCCCAGGCCAUCCAGAAGUACAUCAAGCUGAAGUACCCCUCAGCAGAUGGGGUCAUGCUGAAGCACUUGGUCCGCCGAGCUCUGCUGAAGGGACUAGAGAGUGGGACUCUGGCCAGGCCCCCCAGCUCCACCGUCACUACAGGCAUACAGGGACGAUUCAGGCUUGUACUAAAAAAAGAUCUCAAGCCCAUAAAGGAGAAUGCUGAUCCAAAUAUGGAAAAGGCUCCAAAGGAAGCCAAAGAGGGGGUUAAACGACCCCAAAAGACAGGGGCUACUAUGAAGAAAAAUGCUGCAACUGAAGAGCCGAAGUCUACAAAGAACCCGAAGCCUCCCAAGAAGGCCAAGAAAGAUGAAGAACCUGCUCCGGCCAAGAAACCGAGAGCUAAAAAAGCUGAGGCAAAAGAAAGCGGUAAAGGAAGCUCUGAUUCAACCAAAACUAAAGCAAAGACAACAAAAGAGCUGAAAACUGGGAAAGAUUCCCAGAGCAAAGCUGUGAAGGCUGCUGGUGAUGCUCCUGUCACCAAGCCAGCAAAACGAAGGAAUAAGUGAACUUGGGAGUUUUUAGAAUUUUAAACUUUUUUUUUGCUCUAAUAAAGUUACUUUUUAAUUAAA